Porites lobata is the source of this 18365-nucleotide messenger RNA. Lineage: Eukaryota; Metazoa; Cnidaria; Anthozoa; Scleractinia; Poritidae. The record is from the annotation of a GenBank genome assembly.
AAGCUCAAAAAGCUGUAGGCAGGGUCAGUGAGAAUGGCAGAUUUUUCUUCACUAAAGGUUGGUCUUUCAGGAGCUGUCAUUUUUAAAUCGGAAAAUAACAAAACUUUUCAAGAAGAGAUUGAAGGAACGUGGAAUGCUGUAAUCCGAAAGCGCCAGCCCUGUGCUUUCGUGAGAGUGGCCUCCGUGAAAGAUGUGGUCAACACUGUCAAGUUUUGUGUACACAACAAGGUAAGUCACGCAAUACAGAACUCUUAACUUCUGGGCACUGGAAACCUGCAAAUUCAGGUCGAACAAACCGGGAGAUUUCAGUAUAAUACCAGCAGACUGGCCUACACAAUUAUGAUAGAUAACUCCAUUUAGCAUUUUCCUGCCCUCAGGCAAAGAAAUAUGGAAAGGUAUCGACAAUUUGCUACAUUCUUGAUCACACAAUAGACCUAUUCGGUUAACUCAAUGUUGUACCCAAUUCAAACCCUUUGGGAAUAGAACGUUUUGUUUCAGGAAUUUCCAUAUCAUUUAAAUGUGAAUGCCACAUUAUAAUGCAAAUGCAAUACACAAAGAAUCUUAUCCCCGGGAGAUUUGAAUUGGGUACAACAUUGAGUUAGCCGAAUAGGUCUAUCAAACGAAACAUUUUAUCAUUUUAUAACUAAUCGACUCGCGAUUUUCUCUACCUUGCAAUUUUGUGCUUAAUGGUAAGAUUGUGCAGCAUUCGAAAACCGUGAGUAUUAAGGAAAAACGAUGCGAAUUCAGAGGUGAAUUUAUGCUUUUUUAAAAAUCCUACUGGGCUUUUAUUAUAAAAGGUAAAUGGUUUAAUUCCUUUGAAUUAUUCAUUGAAUAAAUGUUAUUCCCUGCUGAACUAAAAAAGGGGAUCUUGUGUCUCAUAGGGGUUGUCGACUUACAUAUCGGUCGAGUGUCGGUUAAUACUUUUGAAGGCAUCUCAGAAAGCACAUUUGACUGGGUGGGAGCACAUGAUUUGUGCAUAAAUGCAGUACAAAAGUGGCUUCCAAGACAUGGCUCCCAAUUUGAAUAAGUGUCACACUUGAUUUGCCGUGUCAAAAACAAUUUAGUAAUAAUGCCGGCAGAAUUUCGAGCAAAAUAAGCGAUUUUUGAGGCGAGUAUUCUGCAUUCUGCAUUCUGCUUUCUAAAUAAAAAACAAAUGGAAAAUACCUUGUGAUUAAUUUGAUUAUUUAAUAGCUACAGUGAAUACCUAAUUAGUUUUUAGGGGUUAGGCCUGGGUUCCCUUUCUAUAUUUGUGAAAAUAAAUACGGCCCAAAGGGCGGAAAAUUUUUUUGGAUACCGAGCAGAAUUCGAGCGGAAUAAGGGUGUCCGAGCAAAAUUUUGUGCAGAGUUAGCGAAGGGCCGAAAAUUUUUUUCGGACAUCAAGCAGAAUUCGAGCAGAAUAAGGGUGUCCGAGCAGAAUUUGAGCAGAAUAAGCGAGAAUUUAUCCAAGCCUAUUGCAUUUGCUUGCAAAACAAAAGAAGAAGUGGACAUGCAUCAACUAAAUCACCCAGGGCCUUAUUUCACGCACCCUUUCAAUUUUUAUGUUUCGUCACAGUCAGUGGCAGCUAAUGAAUAUGAAAAGGUUUCUUUAAGUUGAUGUUGUGUAUAAAAAGAGCUUGACUUUAAAAUCUUACCCAAAACAAAUGGGUUUAUUUAGUAAUCCCUAUUAUAACCGUGCAACUGUAAAUGAAUGCUAGUGUCUUAAUUCCUUUUCAGCUUGAGAUGUGUGUUUGUGCUGCAAAGAACAGUGACUUUGCAUUGGCCGAUAAUGCUGUGGUGAUAGAUCUGUCAGAUCUGAAUAUACCAGUCAUGAAUUACGAAUAGGUUUUCAGUGUAAGGGUUCGUGUAAGGGCCCUUACACCCUUACAGCAGUUUCAGAUUAUAAUGCAUGGUAUAAUGAGACGCUUAACUCUUUUUUUUUUAUCAACGCAACAACGAUCAAAACAAAAUGGUGAAUGGAACCCCUUUGUAGGGGGAACCCAGGCUUUUUCAAGGCUCUUGCCUGUUGUCAUGGCAACAGCAUUUUUUUACAGCCCUUACACCCUUACAGCCCUUACAGCCCUUACAGCCCUUACAGCCCUUACACCCUUACAGCCCUUACAGCCCUUACAGCCCUUACAGCCCUUACAGCCCUUACAGCCCUUACAGCCCUUACACCCUUACAGCCCUUGCAGCCCUUACACCCUUACACCCUUACAGCCCUUACGCCCUUACAGCCCUUACACCCUUACAGCCCUUACAGCCCUUACGCCCUUACAGCCCUUGCAGCCCUUACAGCCCUUACAGCCGUUACAGCCGUUACAGCCUUACAGCCCUAACACCCUUACAGCCCUUACACCCUUACAGCCCUUACAGCCCUUACGCCCUUACAGCCCUUACGCCCUUACAGCCCUUACACCCUUACAGCCCUUACAGCCCUUACGCCCUUACAGCCCUUACACCCUUACAGCCCUUACAGCCCUUACGCCCUUACAGCCCUUACACCCUUACAGCCCUUACAGCCGUUACAGCCGUUACAGCCUUACAGCCCUAACACCCUUACAGCCCUUACACCCUUACAGCCCUUACAGCCCUUACAGCCUAGCAUACCUUACAGCCCAGCAAACCUUAUAUCCUUUCAGACUGUUGAGAUAGGACGGUGGUUGUGAAAGAUGUUAGCACUGAAAAAUUGCGUUGCAAUGUUGGAGAAUGUUGUAACAAUUCGAAAUAAUGUCGCAGCAAUAUUGCAAUGCUGCGUUGUGCUAAAAAUCGUCGUUGCGAAUCGGCUCGUGUAACAUCACCUUAAGGUCUUAAGUAUAGCCCCGUUUCGUGUUUCUAUGGCGAGUUUGUGGUUGCUUAUAAAAAUCGCAAUUUUUUGUUAACCUUAUUCUUUGGCGGCUCAUUUUGUUAUUAUGGUCAGCAUCUCUUCUAAGUAUGUCGUUAUUCAUUUCACUCAUCCAUAGUUGUAAUUCUAUAUCCUUAAUUAAACCUUUGCCUUGUUAUGCCUACGAUUAAUGUUGAGUCUAAUGUGCUUUUAUCCAAACUUCUCCUAGUCGUAUAUAUCAGAUCUGUCUUAAUGUGCUUCUGAUUUUUUUUGCUCCAGAAAGCUUUAUUUUCAUUCCAUUUUAUAUCAUCGUUUGUUAUUUGCGAUAAUUUAUUUUCUUUCUUUAUCAGAGAUAGCCAGAACUUUAACUUCCUACACUGCGCGUCAAUUUUCAUUAGGAACCUUCUCGUCUCCACCCUGCACACAUUAUUACAGUAUGUAUUUACACCCGGUAGCCAUUUUAAGAAUUUGUUCUGUACUAGUUUUGCGGGAUCCUUAUCUAUUUUUCCGUCGCAGUCAAUGCCCCAUAUUUCGCUUCCAUAGAAAAGUUUCGGGGAUACAAGUGUGUCAACUUAUAACUUUAUCGUUAAUUUACAUUUGUAAUAUAGUUUUCUGUAUAGUGGUCUCCCAUCUCUUUUCGCAACUUAUACAGAGCAUUGAUUGCAAUUUUUUCCUGCUCCUGGCUAGCGAGAUUAAAAUUUCCGUAUUGGCUCAAUAUUUGUCCGAGGUAUUUGUAUGAUUUGAAGUUUUCUAAUUUAUUUGCGCCAUAUGUUAAUAUGAAUAGCUGUUUAAGAAUUUGAGUGCUACAGUUAUUAAAAAUGCGAUAACUUUUGUUUUAUCCAAGUUGGCAUCUAAAUCAGCAAAGUCACAGAAUGAUUCCAGUUUACUCAAAAUUUUUGCCGGACUUUGCUGAUCUAGAAAACAUUUCAUUGUGGGUCGUCAUCCAGAAUGUAAGAGCAAGAGAGAAUAGAUCAUUUUCUCUUGGUAAGAGGUAAUUUAUAGAUUUUUCUCCUUGAGUUAUGUCCUCUGAACUCGCAGUAGAACUCAGCAGUUUGGGUAGAUCACUUAGAUAAAAGCAAAAGAGGAUAAAGAGGACAGAGAAGGCAUCCCCAUACAUACCCUAUUCCAUAGGUAAUUCGUCUCGACUUAUUUUUAAGACCACAGAUCCCACGGGGGAUUAGACAACAGCCAAUCACAUGGCGCGAAUGUGCUCCGCAUGGAUACCCACGCUCAGAGCCACGCGUCCUUCACGAAUUGACGCAGAACAAAAUGGCGGAAGACGCGGAGAGCGAUAUUGCUAUUUGUUUUGUCGACGAAAACGACUACAGAGAGAUUUCUGCUAAAGCUGUGUCAGCGAAACAGAAAUUAAAAAAGAAUCGCCCUUCCUCUCCUGUAUAGAGCUAACAGUACAGCAGGGAAAUCUUUAACACACUGAAUAUUCUCUCAGGAUCAUUUAUAAUUUACAGUUUGAAAACAACAAUUUCUGGUUGGAUAUUUAUUCUUUUAUGAGUCUUUAUUAUUCAACAAAAAUAACACUUGGCCUCCCUACUUGCUUUAUUGCACAAACGACCGGUUUUAAUAGACCGGCGAAAUUUCUCAUUUUAUUAAUUAAAAGCGCUGAGGUUACGACAACUUAGAGUUAAACUGACUUCACGGGUUGUCAAAGAGUCUAGCGAUUCCCUUUUCCCAGGUGAGCGCCGACUCAUUUCGCUUCAAUAUUCACAAAUGCUCUCGAUCUCUUUACGCUUUCAUAUUGCCUUUCGCCCGACAUGUUUUGCACGGCGUUUAGUCAUGCGAAACCUCCACGAAACAUCCACGCAGCGCGCGAGGUAACUUUACCCCGAUUCUAAAAAUAACUCGAGACGAAUUACCUAUGGAAUAGUGUGUGUAUGGGGAUGCCUUCUCUGUCCCCUUUAUCCUCUCUUGAUAAAAGUUAAAGAUAAUGGGUGAUAACAUGCGACCUUCCUUUACCCCGGAGUGGUAAGAAAAGAAUUGUCAAUUUUGACUGCCAAUUUAUCGUUCGAGUAUAGAAAUCAAUACUUCUAAGAAACGCCCUUAUACGUUUUUAAACUAAAAGAUGCAAUCAACUGUGCCAUGCAUUUGUCAGAAGCCGCCUUGUUCUGCUUUUAAAAUUCCUUUUUCGAUCAUGUAGGAGUACAAUCUGUUAUUAACGAGUAUCCUGAUAGUUUUCUAGUUUAGAUUGAUCAUGUUUUUUGUACUGGGUACAGUGAGGCCAAAACUCGAUCCAGCGAAUAGGGUUUUUGCCAGCAUUGAAGAUGCCAUUGAAUAUCCCGUGCGAAUUUGAUGUCAAGUCUAAGAAGCCUGAAUAAAUUACUAAAUACAAGGGCUUUAAGUGCAGCUGAAAAAUGGAUGGUUAGAAGGUACUGGAGUUGUUGGCUUUAUUUCUCCCCCAUACUGGAACCCUGCGACGCUGAAAACUCUUGAGAGUUUUUCUUAGAUGUUAUAUUUUUUUUUUUUUUUAAGAUAGGUUUCGAAAAGAGAGGGACAAAUACAAAGUAAGUGUGAUGAAUAGAAGCUCUUUAAUCUUGCCCCGCAUUUAGCAUAAAGUUGUUCUUCUUGUAUUGCGAACUGUAUAUUCACUGGUGGGUUUCUCAUUACUCAGUUUCUUGGAACUGAAGCUUUGGGCAAGAUACUCUUUCAGAUUGGAGAUAGUCCGUGGGCAGUUUUUCUCUAUUUGUGAGUCAGCUUUCACAAAUGUGUUAGCUAGCGUUGCAUUUUCAGGCUAAAUUUGACCAGCUAUUUGUGCGGCAAGUUCUACGGUCACGAUUGACUUCAAACUUGCAGAUAUAUAUAACUGACAAAAGAGCUCUGAAGCUUAUUUGCUGAAGUUAAAGAAAAAUCUGUCUUAGGGUUUGGAAGUUAUUUUCAUUUUUUGUAAAAAUGCGGUUUUAAACAUAUAUCUCAAAGGCUAUACCUACAGGAAAAUAGAUCACAUUUUCUUAAAGUUUAACUAUUCUUUAUUAAGGAAGCCAGAAAUCAUAGAAAUCGGUUCAGCCGUUACUGCCGAAAAACGCGAUUCAAAAACGUAACCAACACGCAUAUAAACUAAGGUUCAGGCCACCCUAAAAAGUUCUCGAAGUGUGAUGCCGACGAGUGUCGCGAGAGACCCCGGAAACCGCUAUUUCUCUUUCAUCAUGGCUUGAUCUUUGAAAUUAAAUUAUUAAUGAAAAAAUAAACAAAUAACUUCAGAAACAAAUGUAUGCACCUUGAACGUUGAGACCUAAAUAAUCUUUUAAAGUUCAGCUAACUCUAUCUUUGUUAGCUCUCUUCUCUCACCCCUCUUCGAAAGGCUUGAAUCUAGGCGGAGAAGCCGAGCUGGCUCUUCCAACUAGUUUCAAAGUUUUGUCUGUAUUCUUGUUAUCGGAGUCAGUUGAACCGGAAGAUAUCUAAGGCAGUGGACAUCGCUGUAGCAAACAAAAAAAUCAUGGAUAUCGCAAAAUUUAACAUACUGAGGUACCAGCCGGCCAAAUACAAUACAUCAGCGUAGUUUCUCUUGUACAUUCUCUGGGACAUAAGCACAAACCUUACUACAAAAUAACUUCGGAAACUGUAACGAUAGAAACUACAGAUCUUUUCUCCUUUAUAGGCGAUAGACUACAAGUUGGAACCGACAUCGAUUUUUAAUCUUAUAUACCUCCCUUAUAAAAGUAUUUAUUUAUUAUUUUCUCCCGUCCCCCAUUCGCCGUCCGCCGUCAGUCUUUUUACAGAAUCAUGCAUUUUUGGUGGCGACCCUACAGCAUGAAAUGAUGGAAUGCCCAUAACACGGAAUGGCGGAAAGGUGGAAAAUGGCCCCAAAUGCUAAAAAGACGAAAUGUCUCCUUAAUUUUGAAAACUAAAAUAAAAAUGACAAACAACAUAGAAUUUAAAAAAUAAUAAUAAUGGGAUACAUAAAACCUAGCUUAUGAAAUAGAUGUGUAGUAACUUUCCAUGGAAUCGCUAAAAAUCGCAGAAGGCGGAACACCUAAAAAUAUCAGUGUUUCACCUUGUUUGAAGGGUGGUCGCCACUUGCAGUAAAAAGGCGAAAAAAAAACAAAGACUGAACUGUUUAAAGUUUGGUAUUGACUGAACGUUUUGGAAUUUUACUAAAAAAAAAAAUCCAAAUGUUUGAAAAUUACGAGAUAUGAACUUGCCAGAAUAAUUUUGUUGGUCUGAUGCCCAUUUGAAGGGAAAAAACUCGUCUACCCGGAGUAGUCAAUCGAUAAAAAUCGGUAUCGAUAAAAAUCGAUAGCAAUCAAGCGAUUUUUAUCUAUUGAUAACGGAAAUCGGUGAAAAUCGAUAAACCAAAUUGCUGUGUCAAAUCGAUAUUAUCGAUUUUUCACGAUUUUAACGAUUUAUAACGGUAAGUCCGACAUUGUUGUUUUGUUUUUAUUGGCAUCAGUUAAAUAGUACAGCUGAGAAAACACAUCCACGAGUAACAACUGAUCAACAAACAUGAAAAGAAGAAAUGUGGAAACUAUUACAGACACAAGAUUCUCUCUAAAAACCGCGACCCUUUUGUACAUAAUAACAGAAACGGUUCAGUUUUAUUACAUUCAUAGUUCUCGCAGGCAAGUACCACGAGAAAUACAACUAUAGACAAAUGAUUUCCCAGCCAGAAUUUCGCGCAGACAUCCUCUAGAGUCGAAGAGAUGCCCAAAAUUCAGACUAAAAGAUUUCUCUGGAUAGCUUUUCACCGUUUUCCGUUAACAAUCGAUAAAAUCACUUGAUCGCUAACGAAUUUUAUCGAUUUCGAUUUUUAUCUAUUGGCUUCGCCUGGAAGUAACUACACGUUAUUUUGAAAGAGCGGCAAAUCUUAAUCGUGAAAAACUGGAAAAUGAAAAACCUGGCCAAUGUUGGCCAUCCGAAGAAGACUUUAAAGCGGGUUUUUAAUAAAAGAGAUAAGGUUUUUUAAACUUUUCUUUAAAAAGUGAUAGUAAAUUGUUUAAUCCUUCGACUCUCAAUAUGAAAUCAGUUUUCAUCUUUGGAUGAACAGAAGAACAGAUGUAUCUUCCGAUAAAAAUCGAUGGAAUCGGUAAAAUCUAGAUAAAUCGAUAAACGAAGCGAGUGUGUCAUCGACUUCCACCGAUUGAUCGAUACAAUCGGUAUCAAUCAAAUCAGAUUUACCGAUUUUUAUCGAUUUAUCGAUUGAUAAAUGGAUACCAAUUUUUAUCGAUCAAGUACUCCAGGCUAUUUAAACAAUUGAAACAUAUUUACCUCUAGACUACGAGUUGUCCCCCAUUUUUUUACUUCAAGUUCAAAUAAAUGUGACUAUUUCACCACUUUUAUGAUUGCUAACGCAAAUUGAAAUUUGAGACAUUUGUCCAGAUCCGAGACCAGAUGUUAAAGAGGUCAACAGACCCCCUUCAGUUUCGUCUGGAAAAAACAGACCUUCACGACUAUCACGUACGUUGUCGGAUUUCAAUACAGUUACACAGGGACUAACCUGACAUCAGGCGUUAUCUAUUUAUUUUUUUUUCUGCUUCUCUGCUUCAGAACAGAUUACAGAGAUAAAGGGAGGGGGGCAUGAUCACAGACUACAUAGGGACCUAAAUAUUGAACUUUUAAAAAGGAAAAUGUUGGAUUUUUUUACAAAAAAAAAAACAUACAAAAAAAAAACGGAGUUAGGAAAAGGCAGUCACUAGACAUGUUGUGUGACAGAAAGCAACUUACUCCCCCGGGGUGGGUACUCCUGGGAAUCCUUGGUGGGGGCCAAAAAUGUCAUUUUCCACACCCGUUUUUAGACCAGACCUCUAAAAUCCACACCUGUUUUCAGACCUGGCCUGUAGGCAGAAAUUAUGUCAUCAUUACUUAGACUAGAGCGCAAACAAAAAAAUUAUUCAAAUCCAUUUAGAAUUCGCAUAUUUCUCCGUCUUUCUUUCACAUUUGGAAUUGAAACGAUAAAUACGUUCAUACACUCCCGUAGCUCCCUCGAAAACCAUACCCGAUCCCAGACAAAAAUAAGCAAAAUCUGUAACCGUUUUCAGAUCAAAAGGCGCAAAAACCCUACCCGAAGGGGGGGCACAUACCUAUAAAUAUAUAGCUUAUAUAAGGGAGUUCCCACUCCCCGGGAUUACUCGCUUUAACGGAAAGAGACAGGAACUCAACACUCACAUGUUUAACCUGUUACAACGACAUUUACUUUUUUUACAGAUUUUUUUAUCGAACUUUAUAUAUACACCAGUACUUUAUAUUCCGUCUUUAAGGAUUUGGGGUUAUAUUCCACCAUUCCGCCAUUCCACCAUUCCAUGAUUCCAUUCUUACAUCGUUCAAUGUUGUUUUGGCGGAAUUUUAUCAUCAGCUCUAGGGGGAGCUGGCAGCGAGGUCUGGAACCAAGUUUACAUGAUCGCUCCAGUUAAGAAAUUCGGCCUAGUGAGACUGAGUACAAAUUUUCCUUGAAAACAAAUAUGGCGGAGAAUGCAGAAAGGACGAUGAGUUUUUGCUCGGUUUUAAGUUUUCCCGCGUACAAAUAUCAAGACAAGGUUUCUAUGAACUUUUUUAAUGGACCUUUUGGACGUCAGAAGGCGUGAUCUAUGAACAGUUCAUGGGUGACUUCACUUAUCGUGAUUCGUGAUCUCGGCAAGUUCAGUUAUUAUUAUUAAAGCUUCGUGAAUUUUCGAGCGACCAUCUUGCUCCAUCUCUUAUAUUUUUCCCCUUAUAGUGGUAUUAAGACUCUCUUCCUUAUCUUAAACAUAUGCUACGAGCACGAUAUAUAGGUAUGAGUCUUGCAACAAUCCUACGUGAAUGUUCAUUAAACCACUGAUUUUCUACUUCACUGUUCAUAAGUUUGUUUGUACACCGGGAGGCACAACAAAUGUUUAUAGGCGUAAAUACAGAAUACAGGGCCAAUUUAAUAAAAACCAGGGUAAAUGUUCCAAUCACUUUGCUUCACAUGUAAGCUAUUUUUAAUAUCAGAAGGCUGGGAGGGGUUUAAUGAACCUUCAAAACCUUCACUGGAAUGUUAUUGGAGUGAUAAUCAAUAACUUUCCAAAAGCAAUACUGUAUUUAGUAGUUUUGUAUUAGAUAGUGACUUCGGUUUCAAGUAUUUCCUUGAAAUUGUUGGUACAAAAAUUACCCUUUAGUUAUGAAUUAUACUUGAAAUGAUUAUAGUGGUUUAAUGUAAGAACAAGAGGCUAAUUCAGUUGCUAGUAAGGGUGAGUACAUCAGGAAAGAGUAUGUGUUGAGAAAAUCCCUCAAAGGACCGAAGUACAAGAAACAGAAAAAAAAAACUGAAUGUUUUGCAAAGUUUAUAAGGAGAAUCAGAAGAGGCUUGAAAAAAUAUACAACUUAAGUUUAUUGUUUGUGUAAGUUAUGAAUCUGAUUUACAACUAAAUUAUACAAGGUAAAAUUGAUUUUUUAUCAACCACCAAAAGAAGUUAUUGUCGGGCUUGAACCCAAUCCUCUCAGCAGUUCUUUCUACGAUACUAGCCUUGGCUUAUUUGGCCUUGAUGGGUAUGUGCUGCUGAUUUAGGGUGGUGACCAUUUCACCCUUUAGAGUUUUGAACAAGGUGUCUGUUUGGGUUGUGAAGGUUGAAGAAGAACUCACUGUGGUCUAUAGAGUACAGUAUAUUGGUACCACCAUUUUCCCCCCAAGUUUUGCCAUGUUUCAAAGUUUAAAAGCUACCUUACUUCUGUAUGCUAAUUAAAAAGGAAAUGAAUCAGGAUUAUAAAAUAAGGUCUCUUGGCUUAAAAAGGGUAGGGAAAUGCACAAUGUGUCCUACUACCCAUACUCUCUUUCAGUGUAAGCCCAGGAGGUGAUCUCAUAUUUAAUUCCCUUUUACCGCUUGCUGUAACAGCAACGUCAGUGAAGGUUUAUGGUCUCUGAAAAUAUUUUUGCCAGCCCCAAAACAAGUUUCUAACUGCUAUUGUUGACUGCAAAUAAUAUUAUCUUAAUAAUCAUUUUACAUUUUUUUUCCAAGGCAUCCUAUGGUGUUUUCAAUAUCCACUAGUACAAGGCAAUUUUUAAGUUGAGAGGGUUUACUUUGAUUUCAUUAACAGUAAACUACAUUUUAACACAGACACAAACUAACCUGGCAGGUUGAUGUCCAAAGGUGUAAACCAUUACAUGCAACUAUAUGGCAAAAACUGAUCACAGUGGCCAAAGGAAAAGCAAAAAUAGAAAUGUCAUCAUUUUUUUAAUUUUAUAAAUUCCCUGCCUUUGAAGCAUAUUUAGCCAGAUGUAGUCCUUGUCAAAACAUGCAAACUUGAGCAUUUAUUUUCUGACCUUAGCUAAUCUUUUUUAAACCAUACUCUUGUUCCAGUGGGUAGUGUAGUUUUUGGAAUAAAAUAUUUAUAAUUUCUCCUCUUUGUUUGCAACAAAACAAAACACAAUUGAAUGAGGACUCAAACUGAAGGCAGUGUAGUAACUGCUGUCACGAAAAGAGAAUUCCAAACACACGAAACAAUUACCCUUUCAUUUGCCUAUAUUCAUUUCUUAGAAACUAUGGUAAAGUUUAAAUUAAAUCACACGAAGAUAAGAACAUAAGCAUAUCAAGAGUGAAUGAUCUCUUGGCAAAAUUUAUUUAGCUUCUAGUACAUAACAAAAUGCAUGAACUACGAGAUUUGACCAUGACUCUCAAUCAUCCAACGCAACUCUGCCAGGAUAAGUUCACAAUCAAGGAUGAGGAAUUAAGAAUCUCAAACAUCAUUUCUUAAAGGUGUAAUAAAACCGUAAACAACUCUGACAACUCUUCUACUUGACCACGGCCACCGCGCUUUUUUUAAUAUCACGAAGGAUUAAUUUUCGGCCUUUCACUUGAAAAUAUAAACUCUCCUACAUACGCAUUGGAGGGUUGGCCCCUUGUUCUAGUCUUGUGGGUCUUCUAAACAGAAACACAUGCAGCUUGAAAGCCUGUAGUGAGCCAAAAGGUCGGGCAUCGAGGAACAUGUACAAUGACCGUUCACUAGUCUCGUUCUUAGCGUAGUAAACCGCAUGUAAUGACAAACGCAAGACCAGAAGAAAGGAAAACGUAAGCACAUUGCUGCCAAAAAAAUCGGUUACAGCAAAGAAAGCAGUGACCAACAGGACCAAAAACAAAUUCACUUCGCACUGUCGAAUCGCUGCGAAGACGAACUUCUUGAUGUUGUUGUUGUUGUUCCUAACCCGGUUCGCGCAUGCUUGCUACAGUUCUCGAAUGAUUGACAGAUUUCUUAACUGGGGCGAUCAUGGAAAGUAGAAACGCGGCAGGAUCAGAGGCCGUUGCCAGCCCCCCCUGAUCAACUCUAACUCUCUCCGAAUACUUGGGCCCAGGCUCCUUUUAUGGGUGAGCGUCACCUUGUAAGGUUGUAAGGGCCCUUACACGAGCCCUUACACUGAAAACCUAUUCGUAAUUCGUGACUCAUUUGGAUCUGAAUACUGUUACCGUGGACACACAACGUAAAGUACGUUCAAAAUGAUUUUUCCUUUCACUUAAAAAAUUCAAAACUGCUACAAAAAUCUUUAAUCAGGUCACGUUAUGGCUUCUAUUGACAGUGACUCUAUACAGCCUGUAAAAGCAAGUGGUUUUUUGUUUCAAUCUGUCUUUUAUUAUUUAUUAUCCUUACAUCCAUCUAUUGCUGUCUUGUAUUUAAAAUUUUUUUUUUAGUCAGUCUUUAUUGUUAGUCCAUUAACAAAUAAUAGACUAACUGGAAGGUUACCGGUAACUACUGGCUUCCCUUUUGUGCUAUUUUUCUACUUCACACAGUAGAAAACAGGUCUCUGUUUUGCAUAAGCAAUUACAUUAAAAGCUCAGCAGAGUCUCGCGCGCACAGUCAUUGAAAUGGUGAGUUCAAACCAUUUACAAUAAUUAUUUUGUUAUUGUCUAUAAUUUUACUUAAUGCAUCUAACACAUUUAUUUGCCUUUUUCCUCAGUUGAACUGUAUGACAUACUGGUAUAGUCUGAUAUUUAACUGUUAAAAACAUAAUUUGUUUCAGGUAGUUGUUGUUGGAGCAGGUGCCAGGCUAGCCGAUGUUGAUUCAAAAACAGUUGCUAGCUGCCUUGUUACACCUCUUGGUAGCUACUCCCAGCUGGGCGUGGCAGGAUUUACUCUUUUGGGUGGGACUGGGUUCCUAAGCAGGUCUUAUGGAUGUGCUGCUGAUAAUGCUGUGGAGUUUGGUAAACCAGCAGUUUCUAAAUUUGAUUUUUGAUGAAAAUACCUUUAAUAAAUACAAGUUUAAAAUUUUCUUCGAGAAAUUUGUUUUAUUUUAUGUUGAUGGGUACACUUUUCCUAGUAAAUAUGAUGUAUUUUCUGUUCAUAAUUCCUUUCCCACUUAUAAGCUGGCUGAAGAAGGGCAGAGCUGGCAAGGGAUGCAAUGUAAAAAAAAACUCCUAACAAUAGCUUAAUAGUGAUUCAGGGGAGACAGGGGAAGGUGGAAGAGUUCAACUUAACCGCUAUAUAAAGAAAAGAUGCAACCAGUAUUAAAGUCUUGCAUGUCUGUUACAAAAUGUAGAGAAUAAUCCAAGUAAAGAAUGUUUGACGCUUAUUUUCUACAGAAAUAAAUGUCAGCAGCUAGUUUUUUGAUUAUUUCCUUACUUUACAAAUUCUUAGAGUUGGUUACAGCAUCAGGAGACGUUAUCAAGGCAAAUAAGAAGGAAAAUGCAGACCUGUUCUGGGGAAUGAAAGGCUGUGGCUCUAACUUUGGGUAGGUUUUGAAUAAUGCACUCGUAGAAAAUGAUGUGAAGUGCACAUUUAUGUUAUCUGCAAGUACAUUGGAACUUCCAAACAACUGCUACCAGCUCUUUGUACACUGGUAUUUAAGCCUCAUGUAAUGGCCCCUCUACAAGGAAGUAUGCCAGUAUUUACUGUCAGUGAACAGGAAAAGCCCUGUUGAAGGGAGUCUCAAUAAGGUAUGUAUGUAUGUAAAUACACUAUUAAUACACUUCAUAGUGUUUGGUCCUUAAAGAUCAUUAAACAUGUAAAGUGAUGAUAAGUUUAAAGCAUGGGAAAACCAGCUUCUCUCUUACCUGUACAUAACGAUAGUUCUUGUGGUAGUGCUAUAUCAUGACUCAGGUUUACAAAUAACAUACCUUUUUAAACAUAAUUCUUUUUUUAAUAACGGGGGAGUUCAGGUGUCAUAGCAUGUAGUCAGAACAUUGGGCUCACAAUGCGAUUUUCUUGGUUCAAUUCGUAUCAGCCGAAGCUCUUAACCUCCUGGCCAUGACUGUACUGAAAUGGCCAAGAUUAUUUGCCUGCUGCCACUUGGUACUUCUUUCCUUCUGUUCCUUAACUUACAACAGAUGAUAUCAAAAACUGGGAAAACUAGAGACCUCACUCAUUCCCCUGUGACAUGAACUUGAGUACAAAUACUAAACGAUGUUUCUACCCAUUAGAGUGUUGACAUCCAUAACAUUCCAGCUUCACGAUAUUCCUGACCAAGUCACUGGUGGAUCGCUGUAUUACUCCAUUUCUCAAGCUCCAGGGGUAUUCAAAGAUAUAAGAGACUUUAUUCGUGAAAAGGCAGACAACAGGAUUUCAGUCUAUUUGAUAGUGCAUUUUGAAACUAGUGGGUAAGGGCCUAAUUUUAUUUUAUACCCCGCUGCAGUACACUAUACAUUUAUUAUCUCAUUAACUUCCUAGAGUCUCUAAAAUCAAAUUUAAUUGGUCACACCUUGUUUAGGGUUUCAUCAACAGAAUUUGAAAAGGGUUUAUAUUUAAGCUUAAUAGGGUGUUCUAUUGUAGAGGUUUCAUUUGAAUGGUAACACAACUCAAGGGUGUUUCAUUCACGUCUACUAAGAGAUACCCCUUAUACGGUAUAAAUUAUAGUACUACCGAUGCGACAGUACUGCUGAAUAAGGUGUCAUUUGAAUAAUGACUUCAAGAUACAGACUCAAACGCUAGAAACACUUCUUACGCCCUUCUUACGUCUUUUUACUGUGGAAGCCGAGGCGAGGUUGAACACUGCUAACUCAUUCAACUAGAUGAAUUGCGCCAUGUGAAAAUGCUACUGUAAAGAGUAUUUCAUUUGAAAAUUCACACCAUAGGAUUUCAUCCAUGAACACAAAAAUGUCAAUAGAACCACCUCUUUUGUCGUCAUAGUUCAUAUUUGACUCUGGAAGUUAAAAUGACUUGCUGUUUCUCCGUUUUUUGUACGUGUUCCAUUUUAGUACCUCUUUUGUUAUUGUUUCUAGACCUCAAGCAAUCUGUCGUUUUCUUUUUAACGGCCCAACGAAAGAAGGAAACGAGCUGUUAUUAGAGUUGACUAAUCGAACAAAACCUGUUGAUAACAAAGUCAAGGCUCUACCUUUUGAUCAGUUCCAGACAACUGGUGAUUGGUUGGUUCCUAGAGGAUGGCUUUACUAUUCAGCAAAGGGGUCAUGGGUAAAAGGUCUGAAUGCGUUAUUUGGUUGUGUUUAUUUAUAUUUAUUAUUUAGCAUCGUUUACAUCAUUCAGCAUCUCAGUAAAGCUUCAAAAUAUUUACUAAGAAUUCAUUUUAAGAAGUACGUACUCUUAACCACAGGUUGACCAAUUAGCUGGUUUUCAAGAAAAUUCUGUCACUAGCUUGAAAUUCAUCCGAUUACUUCGAGUCGUUUUCUCCUCUCGACAACGGUUACUGAGGGAGUAAUAACGACUCCAAGUAGUCGGAUGAAAUUCAGGCUAAUUCUGUCACCUGUUAACAUGCAGAGCAGCAACGACGGCGACGGCUACAUACGAAAACGUCACUUUUGAAAUUUAAAAAGUGAAUUUGCGCUGCCUCAAACUUUAUCGCGCUUAUUCCAUCUCGUUCAAUUCGUCAAAUGUUGUCCAAUUGUUUGGAGGUGAAUUCUAAAGGACUGCGUAUCCAAGUUCCAGAAAAGAAAAAGAAAGUUGUUGUCUUGUGUUGCCGUCCUCGACAUGUACAAAACGUGAAAUGAAUGAAAUUAGGCACUUUCACGUUAUAGUCGUGCGACGACGGCCAAGAAAUGUACAAAUUAAAAAGCGUGAUGCACGUGCAAAGUUGUUGCCUUACUAAUGUAAACCUUUUGCUUUUUUGCCGUUCUCGUUGCAGUCGCCGUCGUCGUUGCUGCGAGCCGUGUGGGCGACUUUGUAACGUGGAAAUCACCCUUCUCUCCAGUGAAAAUAAAUGAGGAGUCAUUAAAAUCGCUUAGAAGGAAAAGAAACUGGAGAAAGAAGUAUAAUUGACCAGGAUCGCUAACCGGGAAACUUAGGCAAAUCACCGUAGUCAAAUCUUUAUAUAAAAUGCCGGUACAUGAUGUCUAUACUAAAUAAAAGAUACGCACCAAAGUCAAUGGAUAUCCAUUUCUGAAGCCCACAAGAUCAAGAUUCGGAGCUUGCUGAUGCAGAAUUUCUCUGAGAGAGGUCUUAGCCUUCCUUAAUAGCCUGGAAUCAAUCCUGCUAGGCCUCUUUGCGGAAAAUAAACGUAAUUCUCUUACAACGAGGUUUAGAUAAAUCUGUCGAAAUUUGCAUCGCGUGUGUAUCUCCGGUCCGCCAUCGUGUCACUCGUGUGAUCUCGGUUUGGCUAUUCAUAUUUUUAUAUAUAUCUUGCUGGUGUCUUUCCUACCAGAGAGGAGACUCCGAAAUUCUACGGGCUCCCGAAGAUCUAUAAGAAAGAUUAUCUACUAAUAAUAAGGCCCAUAGUGCAAAACAUCGGCAGCACACCCGCCUAGGCUAGGCACUAGGCGGAUAGGCUAAGUCCCCAGGUCGGGAACACCGCAUCACCAUGUGAAGAACAGGGCAGAUUUUUCUUCCAAUAUUCGGCAUCUCACAGUCACACUGAGCCAGAAACAGGUUUCUUAUUACGUUUAUGCCCUUUUCACCAGCACCCCGGAUACCGAGGAGAUCAUUUGUAUGAAGCGCAAAUUAGAAAGUGUGGACAGCUGAAAGGACAAACCAUGUUCACGCUGGAACAGCGAUUAUCAGGCUGUUGGAGUUUGUACUAUCUGCCACCUACUUUGUUUAUAGAGCAACGUUCUAUAGGCAGAUUCAGGGGUGCGCGAUAGGAUCACCAGUAUCCCCCAUAGUUGCCAACCUGUACAUGGAGCAGUUUGAAAGAGAAGAGUUGUCCAAAUUCCUCAGACCACCGGAAAUCUGGUUAAGGUACGUGGAUGACACGACAACUUCACUAAGUUACGCGAAUAUAAUCUGACAUAUAGACGUUUUAGGAGCGUUUAAACUCCAUGGUCCUCGGCACAUUCAGUUCACCGGGGAAACGGAAACGGAAAGCUACCCUUUCUAGACACUUGCAUUCUCAUCGUGAGGAUGGUUCAACGAAGGUCACCAUUUACAGAAAGCCUACUCACACCGAUUAAAAUCUGAAUUUUAAUCCCGAUUACUAUCUGAAAUACAAACUAUCGGUGGUGAGAACUCUCUUUCUUCGAGCCGCGACGAUCAUCACGGACGACUAGGACAAGGAAAUUGAAUUGAAACAUCUUAAAUCAGUCCUUCAGGACAACAGCUACAAACCGUGGAUGUUUAGCUUCCCGCCAAAGACAGCCAACACCUCAGGUACAAAAAGCGAAGUCGUCUCCACUCGUGCUCACAGUUUCUCACUUUCCCACCUGCAAGGGGUUUUCAGAAAACUGGCUCACAAACGUUUUCAAAAAGCAAGGAGUUGGCACAUCCCACAAGCCUUUCAAGACCAUCAGGCAACAUUUGGUCCACCCCAAAGAUCCGACACACAAGGAAAGGAAAUGUGGGGUGGUGUACGAAAUUCAGUGUGAGGGCUGUGAUGAUUUCUUAGCUAGACCUUUUGGAGUGUGGGGUUCAAGGAACACGUUGCAAUAAAAAAAGCGUUAACAAGGGCGGUGAGGGAUCAUCUAAAGCGGUCAGGCCACAUCUCGAAUAUGUCCUCUUCUUCGAUCCUGGAGAGAAAGAAGGACAUGUUCAAGACUGAAGAGUUAGGGAGGUCAUCGAAAUAUUUUGUCGGGUUCCAACAUUGAACAGGGACGCUGGUUACGAGAUCCCUCGAUCUAUCGGGACGUUUUGACACGUGGUUCACAGUAGAAAUCACAUGACAAAACGCCCAAAUCCAUCACUUAAUAAAGAUUCCGCCAUGGUCGAAUCGAAAGGUUGUGUUUUAAAAAGUUUUUCCUAUCCUGUAAAUUGAAUCAUCGCUUAUUAUAAUAUUAUAGUAUUUUUGACCUGUCACUAAUAAGGUUUCUGAUUGUCCUGGAACAGAUCUAACUGAUGACGUACUUGAUAUCGUCUUUGACGCAGUCAACAAGGCACCUGAAUCAAGAACAAUGGCAUGUGGCUUUAUUUACAUGCCAAGCCUUGGAGGAAAAUUAAGAGAAAUGACAGACGAGGACAACGCAUUUCCUUUUAAAGCAGCAGAGUAUGUGAGCUUAUUCCAAAUUUCACUAUGCAUAUCGUCUUCUAUUCUAUGUAUCACGGAUUUUGUGAUUUUAUUCACUCCCUUCUUUUGAACAGGUACCGAGUCGGCGCAGUGGUUGCCGCACAGGAUCGAGAUUCAUAUGACGUAGUUAAAGCAUGGGCCGACGGUCUCGAUCAGAAACUGUCCAAAUAUGGAAUCUUCCCACAAGGCCCCGAGGCUGAAAAAGUUCAAAAGAGACUGAAAGAGUUGAAAAUAAAAUAUGAUCCAGAAAAUGUCUUCCACCAGAACGUGCCGAAUAUUGAUCCUAAAAAGGAAUAG